CCCCACAAAUUAAAAUCCUAUAAAUGGUGAUUGAACCCUUCAAAGCCAUCUCUACUUCCAUUUCAUUUGGCAUAUAUUUGUAUAUACAUUUAGCAAAAUUUUCUCUCUGGUUUGAAGAGUUGAAGAGAAAAUGUUGGCUAUUUUCCACAAGGCAUUUGCUCAUCCUCCUGAGGAGUUGAAUAGUCCAGCCUCCCACAAAUCUUCAAAGAAGCCUAAACUUCCUGAAGAAACCGUGAAUGAGUUCCUAUCUCAUCACCCUCAUAACACUUUUUCCAUGAGCUUUGGCAACGCUGCUGUGCUAGCUUAUGUUCAACCAGAAAGUCCUUACUUGGUUCAUCAAAGGUUGUUUUGUGGAUUUGAUGAUAUAUACUGCCUCUUCCUGGGGAGCUUGAACAAUCUUUUUAUGCUGAAUAGACAAUAUGGUCUGUCAAAAGGGAGCAAUGAGGCCAUGUUUGUGAUUGAAGCAUAUAGGACCUUGAGAGACAGGGGUCCAUACCCUGCUGAUCAGGUUGUUAAAGAUCUUGAUGGAAGCUUUGCCUUUGUUAUCUAUGACAGCAAAGCUGGAACUGUCUUUGCUGCACUGGGUUCUGAUGGUGGGGUUAAACUGUACUGGGGAAUUGCAGCUGAUGGCUCAGUGGUCAUAUCUGAUGAUUUGGAUGUCAUCAAAGAAGGCUGUGCCAAAUCCUUUGCUCCCUUCCCAACAGGAUUCAUGUUCCACAGUGAGGGAGGUUUGAUGAGCUUUGAGCAUCCAAUGAACAAAAUCAGGGCAAUGCCAAGGACAGACAGUGAGGGAGUAAUUUGUGGAGCUAAUUUCAAGGUUGAUGUCUACACAAGAGUUAACAGCAUUCCAAGAGUGGGAAGUGAAACAAAUUGGACUCACUGGGAUUCACAGCAAUAAAACUAAAACACCUUUAAAAAAAAGGUUGUUAUGAAACUUUGUUCUCCAAGAGGAUCAAAGCUUAAACAAACACUAGGACUUCUGCCUUUCUCUAAGUUCUUGACUUUUUUGGUACUUUUCUUGUUAUGUUUUCUGUGUUUUUGUUUUUUCUUUUGGGAUUAUAAAUAAUAACCAAAUGCCUACUAUUAUCCUACUUUUUUUGAAACUUUUUUGCCAAUCUGAAGUAUAUUGAUUUUAAUGUGUAAAGGACCUAAA
Messenger RNA from Durio zibethinus, 1153 nucleotides. RefSeq names its product stem-specific protein TSJT1-like. Lineage: Eukaryota; Viridiplantae; Streptophyta; Magnoliopsida; Malvales; Malvaceae. The record is from RefSeq and is a predicted model, not a curated record.